UCAGAACCGAAUAAUAUUUCGGGUCCGCGCCGGUAACUUGUUGCUGCCGAUAUCUACUAACACCGUCCACCGGUGAAUUAUGAGCGACGAGAAGAGUAAAUCCGGCACCGGAGAUGAAAAUAUGGUACGGAUAACUCUCAGAAUGAUUGGUCCUUCUCGUCCAUCUUCCAUGGAUGUCCAUUCUCCGAUCAAAGUGCGUGAUUUGAGAGCUCUGAUUGCUGGAAAUGCUCGAUUGCCUCUUGAAAACUUGAGGCUUAUUUUGCAAGGAAAUGUGUUACAUGACAGCAAAUAUGGUGAUGAUAUAUCUGUUCAUUUCAACAAUGGAGAUACUCUUAUAGUUGCUGUUAAACCAAAGCCUCCUGCCAAACACAUUCAGAAUGGAUUUGAGGAUGAGGAAGAGGAACUGAAGUUUCAGCUCCCAGAAUUAAAUAGCGGAUGGAAGAAGAGGCUUUUCAUUAUUCUACAUGAAAAGUUGAAGAUACCUGAUAUGGUUCUGAUGGCAAUCUUCUCUCUCAGUCUGAAGGUGUGGGCCCUAAUCAUUAUGUGGUUUAUCUUAGCACCUAUUGCUCAUAGAUGGGAUAUUGGACCUUUAUACAUACUCGGAACUGGCUUUGCCAUCAUCUUUUUGAAUCUUGGCCACCGGCAACAGGGUGAUAUGAGUGCUUAUUCGAUAUUCAACGAAGAUUUUAGAGAACUUCCCGGGACAUUUAAUGCAGAACGAGUCGAUAGAGAUAUUCGGGCGGGCCAAUUUUAAUUAUUUGUGUUUUAAAUUUAAAAAUCUAAAUCAUGUUGAUUAUUGUUUUGUAUCAUACUCAUGUACAAAAGGUAUAGAUAUAGCUAAUCCAAAAAAGUUGGUACUGGAUUUUUGUUUUA
Molecule: messenger RNA, 873 nt
Organism: Lactuca sativa (garden lettuce)
Lineage: Eukaryota; Viridiplantae; Streptophyta; Magnoliopsida; Asterales; Asteraceae
Product: ubiquitin family protein
Molecular function (GO): protein binding
Source: RefSeq, a predicted model, not a curated record